AUGAUUGCGACAGAGAGCAGAACUGUUCUAUUGAAGGUUGCAGAUCUGGAUGAUGAAUUUGCUGAACUGAUUCUAGGAGAAUACAGUGAAAAUUUUGACCUAAUACCAUCCAACAAGCUACAGUCUGCCAUACGCAGAGUCACCCUCGCUCAGAAAGCUGUACCAGUGCUCUGUGGCAGUGCAUUGAAGAACAAAGGAGUGCAGCCAUUACUGGAUGCUAUUACUCUGUAUUUGCCCGCACCUCAUGAGCGUUCCUAUGAGUUUCUACAGUGGUACAAUGAUGAUGACCUAUGUGCCCUGGCAUUUAAAGUUCUGCAUGAUAAGUGUCGUGGACCAUUAGUUUUCAUUCGCAUUUAUUCAGGUUCACUGAAACCUCAGUCGGCUGUAUAUAAUAUUAACAAAAGUUGCACGGAGAGAAUGAGCCGUCUGCUCUUGCCUUUUGCUGAUCAACAAAUUGAAAUACCAUCACUAAUGCCUGGAAACAUUGCCCUUGCUGUUGGCUUAAAACAGAGUGCCACUGGAGAUACACUAGUGUCAUCAAAAGUUUCAGCUGUAGCUGCAGCACGCCAAGCUGGAAGAAGCGCUGGGGGAGAGCAGAGGAACACUGGUGACAUAGAGAGACUUCUGCUGGCAGGUGUUGAGGUUCCGGAGCCUGUCUUCUUCUGUACCAUUGAACCUCCUUCAAUGGCCAAACAACAAGGUACAGUGUAGCUACAGAGGAGGAAAGGCGUUUUAGAUUGUGGUUGUCAGUAUCUUUGCUAUUACUACUCCAGUGAUUUUUGUGUUUGAGAAAAGUGGUAAUUCUUAAUUUUGAAGGCAUAGAGGCAUUUGUCUCCCAGAAUCAUAGAAUGG
Meleagris gallopavo (turkey) is the source of this 852-nucleotide messenger RNA. Lineage: Eukaryota; Metazoa; Chordata; Aves; Galliformes; Phasianidae. The record is from RefSeq and is a predicted model, not a curated record.